Messenger RNA from Fusarium verticillioides 7600, 6165 nucleotides. RefSeq lists its product as hypothetical. The transcript is spliced from 5 exons. Bases 3186 to 5723 code for a protein of 845 amino acids. NCBI's taxonomy places the organism in Eukaryota, Fungi, Ascomycota, Sordariomycetes, Hypocreales, Nectriaceae. The record is from RefSeq and is a predicted model, not a curated record. Gene Ontology annotation, molecular function: DNA-binding transcription factor activity.
AAGAUCCAGUUGUCUGGGCUGAAAUGAUGAUACCAUAUAAACUCUACAUCCCGUCCGUUCCAUGUGGUUCGCAGGCACGAGACGGCUAGAGAGUGGCUGUGUAAGCUUGGCUCUUCUCUUUUUGACCAUCCAUGCUCUCCCGCCCGUUCACAGGUCCAUCGACUGUUCUUGGCGUGUUCCAAGAGCUUUGGCUUUUUUUUGCCUCGAUGAUCUUCUUGGCUUGUGGUUUGUAGAGAAGAAUCGCCUGCAUUUGAUCUACGAAACGAAUCAACGAGAAUGGGCAGCUCCGUUCGGAAAGCCCAUAUCCCAUCAGUGGCAUUUUCCACAAGAAGGGAUGGGAUUUACAGUCGCGGAAAUAGAACGACCGAAGUUGGAAAAUGUUAGUCCUUCGUGAGCUCUGAUUGGCUGUGUCGAUCUCCAGGCUGUGGCUGUGCUCGCCACACUCCCGCAACCGAGCCUCGCCCACUUGUCAGUUGUCACUGUCUCCAGGGUUUCUUAUUAGAAUCAGGGACGUUAACAAUCUCGUCUCCAUAUUGGGAAUGCUGGGUUUCUCGAUACCGAUUCUUGAAAUCUCUAUGAGGGAGCCAAGCGAUACCUAAGAGAACCACAAUUGCCUCCAUCGAGUUACAUGGUGCCCCUGGAUUUCUUGGGUUUCGACGGGAAUCCACGGAUUAGUUGAACGCUACACCCAAUCUUCGGCACACGGCACCAAGGCUGUAUCUUUACUUUACACGAGCUCUUGACGAGACGCGCGGUCUUUCUUUUCAUCGAGAAUCUUCUGAUUGAGAUACGAGGGUUAAGGAUUCAACCUCGUAAUCAACCUUGGGGCUCAACAGUUUUGCUUACGAAGUCCGAUGAAAUGCACGGUCACUGUACUCGUCAACCUAUUGGCGAGGUGUUACUUACAAUAGAUUAAUAAAUCCUUCUAGCCUUGUGUCUCUUGAAAUGAGGAGAUGCAAUGUCUCCGCUUACUGCAGCAGGCUCUGUAUUCCCUCCCAGUCUUUAAGCCUCCACUUACACCCACCAGAGUCUAUUUCAGAACCCUACAGAGUAUCAACUGAAGCUGUCAGCAUCCUUCCACUUUCGAUAUACCGGUUGGUGUAAUUAUAUUCGAAAGGAAGUGAAGGAUGCAUCGCGCAUUCAGUGAUAUAGAUGGAGUCUUCGCCAUUCUCUAACAAACUUAGACGGUAGUUAGACGGAACCUCCUCCACAUGUAAGUUGAGCAGUUGAGUUUUGCCGAAUCAACAGGGAUAGGUGCUGCAUCUCAACAAUAGGAUUGUUUCGAUGCGUCAGCCCUGCCCACACCGAGGCUCUGCUUUUGUGGUUGCUAUCUGCAGACGUACCUCAGGAUGCUAGGCUGCGAGGCAAGUGAUUCUUAUCACUUAUGCAGCCCAAUGGCCUCAUAUAUGAGUGACCAAUCCAUUGACUUUCAAGACAUCUACUAUCUACGCUGGAGGCUUCGGGUUGCAUGACCCCGUGCCAGAGAGCAUAAUGCAGCAAGCUCAAGGUCUACAACGACUGGCGACACAGGCUGUGCUCUCUGCAAUCAGUGUUACCGUCGUGCAUGCUUAGGGCAAGGUUGCCGAGCGGCCCUCUCGCCAGCUGCUGCAUUCAUUCGUUGCAGACCCGGCUGUUUCGUGUUCUGCUCUCCUACUCGUCCUCCACGGCGCAGCAGCUGUUGCUGGCUUGUCCACAGCCGUGUUGACAAGUCGACACGGCUCGUCCGGGGGUUGAGUUGGGUGCGCCAUUUCUCCACCCGGAGAGCUCAUUGAUGCAAUACUUUCGAUUUGGUUAUGCCACGGGUGACAUUGAAGUAGGAAUCGAAUGAUAACCGAGGACGAUAGCAAGUGUUUGGGUGUAGUCGAUUGAGGGGGGCUUGCGCCGUUGAAACUUUGAAAGCUGAUCAGCUUGAGCUAAAACGCUACAACUGCAAAACACAUCUCAGGGUCUCAAUAAGCGGCCCACAAAGGACAAGACCCCAGACCAGCCUCGGUGCUCUUGGUCUCAUCGUAGUUAGCGUUCAGGUGGACUGGGAUAAAUUCACACAUUGUAGUACCUCGACGCAGGUGAGAUAAGUAAGGUUGGCCAGGUAAUGAGGGUACUGCCAGUAGAGGCCGUUAUCAGAGUUUGGGGAGUGAAGCCAACUCAAUGAGAAUGAUUCACCACGAAAAGAAAAACUCCAUAUUUGACUCGACCGGUCCCCAAUGUGUCAAUCUUAUCGCAGCCCACCUGGCGUCUCAGUGAAUUUGUAGCGUGUUGUGAGAAUAGAGGGGACGGAGUAUGAGGCUCGGAUUGGCUGGGGGAGUUGUUCAAAGUUGUGUGAGAACUUUAGCUGUGCUGGCCAUGGAUGAUUUGUGCAGCUCAAGCUCAAGCAAGGUAUCUAGGUAAGGCGCUGGAAAUAAUGCUGAUCUAGGCUUUUUCUCUCCCACCUCCUCCUCCUUCUUUUAUCAGCUGAGAACUUUUGUGAAGCCUUCCAUCUUUGGCUCCAUUCGUCAAACCCCCUCAGUUCAACACUCAACCCCUCCAUGGUAGUUCCAGCUACUUUUUUUUUUAUCUUCUCACAGGAGUUGCUGAGACAAGACAGCUGAGUCUGCUACUGAGCGAAGUGAAGGUGAAAUAACCUGAUACUGGGAAAUUGUCCAAAAGCGGAGGCCGCCACUUUCAGUUUGGGCUCUCCUCUUCUGUGGCAUUUCUGCUCGGCUAAUAGCCAAUGAAGAACCCCUAGCACCAACUGUACCCAUCUUCCAUGACCUGGGCCUAGGUCGGCCACGAUAGCCUCGCCGAGCCAGCCUCACCUGUUUCCUCUCUGCCAUUUUCUUCUUCUUUCACCUCUUCCAUUGCGACUUUGGGUCUCUUGACUUUCCACAUUUCUGUAGCCAUUGGCGCCUAGGCACCUUGUCCCUCCUUCUGACCUCAUCAGCCGAGACUUUGCUCGCACAUCGCUCGAUUUCGAUUUCGAUUUCAAUUUCCCUCGCCUGCCCGUAUAUUUUUGUUUCGCUGUCUCUAUUCACUUCUCUUCGACGUCAAUUAUACCGAAACUGCGACGAUAUUGAUUCUUAACCAACGACUAGGUAGCAGGAACUUUCGUGCUCGACCCCCUGGCCGAUUCGUCCUCGAUUGAUCAAUGACCUCCGCCAGCUUAACCUGCUGACGACUGCAUCUACAUCGACUCACAGCCUUGCCCGAUGGAGCCUUCGAGUAAAAAGCGGAAGUUGGCUCCUAAGGUCAACACGACUCCUAGCAAGCCGCCGCCGCCAACACAAUUCCCUCACGAAUCGCCUCAGCAACAUUAUCCAGCUCAGGAGGCUGCAGCUCCUCUUUCCGAAAGACAUGACUUUGAGUCUUUUGCGCGCCAUCUACAGGAUGCUGCUAUGCUGAUCCAGAGACAGACUGAACGUCACCCAUACACUGACGUUUCUGUGUUACUAUUAAGGUGGGAAGAAGACAAGUCUGUCGACGAAGACCUGGCUGCGCUCGAGCAAGUGUUCCAGAAGCACUACAAAUACCGAACUGAGCGAUGGCACAUUCCCACGGUACCGAACCCUAGUAUAAAGCUCGGAGUUCAGAUUGCUUCUUUUCUCGAGAAUGCACGAGCCAAUCAUCUUCUCAUUAUCUACUAUGCUGGCCAGGGCUACGUAAGCUCUGAUGGCCAGCUUUUCUGGGCUUGUAAUGCACGAGAAGAUGCGGCAAAACUCAAGUGGGAUGGCGUCCGUUGCCUGUUCGAGGAUGCCCAGUCCGAUAUCCUCUUGUUGCUGGACACAUGCGCGUUACCGGACCCCCCCAUGGCUGGUAGUCACGGCGUUAAGCAAGCCAUAGCAGCCUGCACAUCCGACCGUAGCCCAGACAGCUCAGAACGCUCCUUUACGUCAAAUUUGGUUGAGGCUUUACAAAAGCUCAGUAGUGGGCGCCCCUUUACUACACAGAAGCUCCACGAGGAACUGUUAUCGCUGAAGCAGCAGCAGCAACUGGUUCAGACUCCCCGACAAACGAAUGGCAGCACCUCGAAUACACAUUCGUCCUCUCACCAUCCGGCUUUUAUGGCUCUGACGCCUGGGAAGGGCCAUAGUAUUGCUCUUGCGCCAAUGCCCUCAAGACCUCGUUCGGAAUCACAGAACGGAGUCGACGCAGAGGGCCAAGGGAACCGCGAAGAACAGCUCAUUGACCCAGAGUCAGUUGUUGACCUCAGGUUUGAAGAGCACCGUGUCCUCGUUUGUACGACCUUUGUUGGUGAUGCUAGCCCAGAUAUGUCCUUUUUCUCACAAUGGCUACAAAGCACGCCGCCUCUGGGCGAUAAAAUCGCCGUGGAAGGCAUGUUCCUUGGACCGCCCACAAUGCUCCUUAUCUCCAUGCCCCAUUCCAUCUGGAACGUGGUACAGCACGACAAAGUUUGUUGUUUCUUGGGGUAUAUAAGCUCUCACAACAUGAUUCAUUUGUAUCACAGACUUGUAGGUUCUUCUGGUAUUAAGCCUUCCGCAAGAGCAGUUGAAGAUGGCCGAAUUCUCCUGGAGGCAAGGGAUCACGCAUAUGGAACGCCCGCACGCGUUCGGCGAGAUGAGGGUCAAGACAUCUCGUUCCAUUCCCCGGCCGUGAGGGGAACCCCCAACUCCGUAGAGCGAAACGAGCAUCUUCCACAAACGAGUCCUUCAGCCUCAUCGUAUGCGAAUCCAGCAGGUGGACAUGGCAAGCCCAAAGACGAAGUAGAGGACUCUGCGGAGAUGCAGGAAGCUGCUGAGCAGUUGAAGGCCUUGAGCCAUGUUCGACAUCGCAGCGACGAGACCCAAAAUAUCAACAGGCCGCGCACGAUUCUUCCUGACGGGAUGCCUGAAAUAAGGCCUGAAGGCGAGCCUGAGGAGCAUGGUAACGAAGAUCCCUUAGCAACACUUCGCAAUGCCAACUCGGCAGCCAAGCCACCACGGCGGUCUCUCCCUAAGCAGGACACGCGUUGCAACCACUGCAGUCACGCUCCUUUCAAAGAUUCAUCUUCAUUGAGAAAACAUAUUGCCGCAGCCCAUACCAGGCCGUUCCCAUGUGCGUUUUCAUUCGCUGGAUGUACUAGCACUUUUGGAUCCAAGAACGAAUGGAAGCGACAUAUCGCAUCCCAACAUCUGUGUCUGCAGUACUAUCGCUGUUCAUCCUGCCCUCAGAGCACAGCCGAGGGCAAGGGCAACGAGUUCAAUCGCAAAGACCUGUUCACUCAACACUUGCGACGCAUGCAUGCACCCUUUCAGAUCAAGAGAGCGAUUGCUAAGGGCGAUAGUAAACUGCAAUCUGAGUGGGAUACGCAUGUGAAGGACAUGCAAGUGUCGUGCCUGGUUCAGCGUCGGUUACCCCCGCAGCGCUCAGCAUGUCCGAAGCAAGGCUGCCAGAGCAUUUUCGAAGGCCCAUCGUCCUGGGACGAGUGGACUGAGCAUGUCGGUCGGCACAUGGAGAAGGGCGAAGGUGGCAGGCUUGGAGUCGAUGGCCUUCUAGCCCAGUGGGCACUGGAUGAGGGUAUCAUUGAGCGCAAGCCUGAUGGCGAGUACCGGUUGUCAGCAAGCAACGGUAUGGGAGGCGGUGGGGCUACUACGAGCGGCAGCAGCGCAGCUGCUCCCCCUGUCUUUGAACAGAAAGAGUCAACUAUGACAUCGACAUCGACACUUGAGCCCUCACAGCCGGCGGAAGACUCCUUGAUCAUGGACACGAAGCCUUCAGAAGACAGGAUGGAGGUUGACACUCCAGAGUGAAAGAAAAAUUUGGCGCUUGGUGACUGACUACAGGACCCAUGUUACGAAUCAGUGCAAUGCACUUAACGAUAUGACGAAACGACGUAAAUGACCUGAGAUUUUAUACAGCUUUCCUUUCUUAUAGUAGUGACAGUCGCUACCUUGCUCAGCAGUCACUCGCUUAGAUGACUUCUCAUAAAAACUACCCUAGCGGGGCGGAUUGAGUUCAAUCCGGCUGGAGUUGUGAGAAAUGUAAAAGGAUACAAAAAGUCAAUGAUCAAAAUAAGAGACAAACAAAUGAGCUUGCCAGUAUCAGUGAUCCCGUUUUUGUAUAGUACAGGGAAUGGAUUGUUCCUGGAUAUAAGAUCCAUGCUCUAAGUCAGGUUAUUCCCAGUAGAUAUGAUCAAUUGGAAUUUUUCUUGAAGCGCCAAAGAAUUAGCAAGCUUCAUUGAAACCAUUGCAU